Cryptomeria japonica (Japanese cedar) is the source of this 5390-nucleotide messenger RNA. Its product is annotated as respiratory burst oxidase homolog protein C. Lineage: Eukaryota; Viridiplantae; Streptophyta; Pinopsida; Cupressales; Cupressaceae. Gene Ontology annotation, cellular component: plasma membrane. Gene Ontology annotation, molecular function: calcium ion binding; peroxidase activity; NAD(P)H oxidase H2O2-forming activity. The transcript has 14 exons. The record is from RefSeq and is a predicted model, not a curated record. The coding region runs from base 1561 to 4272 and encodes 903 amino acids.
CUGAAAAGCAGCAGCUUGUUCACCCUGCGAUGGCGGUGCAAAAUGCAGCCUUGUGGGCGUUUUCUGCCCAACCGUUUUUUAAUCACACUGACAAGAAGCGCAAAAAAGAUCAUUACACGUUAAACUCCCUCAAAAAUAAUAAAAAAGAUUCGCACAUGAUAAAAUAUAGCCAUCAAAGGAUUUCUUGCAGAAAUAAUUCACAUUUUAUUACAAGAGCAGUACACCCACAACGUCACGUCUAAGAAUACUGUGAACUGCAACAUGCGCGUCAAGUGUUUGACAGAAGUCCUCAACCAGCUGUUGUACAAACCUAUUUGCAAUCCAGUUGGGAGAUUUGUUAGAUUUCAUUUUCUCGCAUGAAGCCCAUCAGCAAUGUUCUUUUCUCCACUCAAGCAAUCGAUCUGUACGCGCUUUUUCGCCCUUUGAAUGAUUGGUUUUUAUUUAUUUUUAUUUGAAAGAGUUGCUUUCAGAGUUUGUUCCAAUGGAUAUUUCCUGUAUAAAAGAUAUGGACGGUCAUUGGGUUUUUAAGAGACUGUGAUGCCGUUUUGGAAUAACAAGGGAAGAAGAUAUAUGAUGGUGGUAGGUGCGUAGUGACAAGGGAAAGGUAAGGCACAAGGGGUAUCCGAAUCUCAUUUUUUUUUUCCCACCUAUGCAGGCUGCCACAAAAUGACAAAUUUCAAGCUUUUUUGAAUAGGCAAAGGACAAUGUGUAAUGGAUGGAGCAUUGUAAGUGGAGGAGAAUUCAUGACUUGAAUAGAAACCCCUUGGGCAACAACUGUUAUACACUAACCGCUUCUGGAUUUUAGUCUGUAUAUAGUAUGUGAUAUGCUGCAGGGGGAUUAUGGUCUCAGAAUUGUACCCUAAAAAAUGCAUUUUGGAUGAAAUCAAAAUGGCCAACCAUGAAGGGAAUCAAUGUGGAUGGUUGUCGAGAGUGGAAGGGUGUGGAAGAAUUUUUCUAAGGAAAAGUGAUCAUGAAAGGUGAUUCCGAAAUAGUAAAGUGGGUCUGGACUUUCAAGGUUCAAAACAUACUCAAGCCAAGCCCAUAGUUAUAAAGGGCAGGAAGCUCGGUGGUAAGAAUACCCUACAGAACCAAUGGAGGCUCCUAAGUUUGAAUUCCGGCUGGUCCAUGUCUUACAAUGCAAGAAUAGAAGUGGGAUUGAGAGAUGAUUCACUACUAUGAAGAAUGUUGAAGCAUUUCCUAGGUAAGUUGAAUUUGACCUAGGAUUGCUUGGAUCUAUGAACACAUUGAACAGGGAGAACCUGUGCUUGUUCGAACUCAAGUAUGUUUAUAUACAAAAUGUUAUCGCAGAAGCUAAUGAUAUGAGACGAGUUUGAUAGGAUACAUGCAGAUUUUCUGUGAUGCCAAAUAAUGGAAAACCUAAAGAAAAGUUGGCAUUACUUAUGGUGGCAAAAGAGUAAUUUGGAGAUGGGUUUGACGAGAUUCCCUUCGAUGCUACAAGGAUGACCAGGAAAAAGGCAAUGCAGUUGAUCUAAAGGUCUCCAAAAGAAGCUUCAGUAGUAAGGAGAAUUUGGAGUCAGCUAAUGAAAUUUCGCAGAAAAAAUGAAUAGGCAAAGGGGUGGUUCUGAACAAGGCUGGAUAGGAAAAUCGGAUGAUUCCAUUAUGGAUACGGGUGUUGGAUUCAGUGGCCCUCUGAAUAUUCCUUGUGCUAAAAAACCAGGGCGAAAGACUACGAGAUUUGCAGACUUUCUCAAACAAGAUGAUGGUGACAUGGACCAAGAGUUAAUAGAGAUCACGUUGGAUGUGUGUGAUGAUUCUGUUGCAGUUCACAGCAUUAAAGAUGCGGAUAAUGCAGCAGAAGUUCCAGAUGUGUCAUUGCUGGCAAGGAAAUUGGAGCAUAAGACAUCAUUUGGAUCUUCAGUUAUCAAUACAACCUCUGCAAAAAUCAAGCAGGUGUCACAUGAUAUCAUGCGCAUUGCAUCCCUCACUUCAAAAAGAGGCCCACAACCUAGGUUGGAUAGAACAGUAUCAGGGGCAAAGCAUGCAUUGAAAGGAUUAAAAUUUGUAAGUAAAACUACGGAGAAUGCUGAUCGAGAAGCUUUAUUGAAGAGAUUUGAUGAGCUUUCUGUUAAUGGCCUGCUUUCACGUGCAGAUUUUGGUGUAUGUAUUGGGAUGGAAUCAAAGGAGUUUGCAGGGGAGCUUUUUGAUGCCCUUUCUCGGAGAAGAGGAAUAACCACACCUGCAAUUACAAAGAACGAGCUUCAGGAAUUUUUAGAACAAGUCUCUGAUCAAAGCUUUGACACCAGACUGCAGACUUUCUUUGACAUGGUGGACAAGAAUGCUGAUGGACGUAUCACAGAAGAAGAAGUGAAAGAGGUUAUCAUGUUAAGUGCAUCAGCUAACAAAUUAUCCAAGCUUAAAGAACAAGCUGAAGAAUAUGCUGCAUUAAUCAUGGAGGAAUUGGACCCCAAUAAUGUGGGCUACAUUGAGCUUCAGCAACUUGAAACUUUACUGCUGCAAGCUCCAAGUGAAUCAGCUGUAAAGUCAGGGAAUUAUAGCCAGAGUUUGAGCCAGGCUCUAAGUCAGAAACUUGCACCAACAAAGAUGCAAAAUCCUCUUCAGAAAUGGUCUCGAAAAACCAAGUAUUUUCUUGAAGAUAACUGGAAACGGGUGUGGAUUAUAUUACUAUGGUUCUUGGUAAUAGCUGGGUUAUUCACCUGGAAAUUUAUUGCGUACAAGAACAAGUCAGUUUAUCAUGUGAUGGGUUUCUGUGUAUGCACUGCCAAGGGUGCUGCGGAGACUUUGAAGUUCAACAUGGCUUUAGUUUUGCUUCCAGUGUGUCGAAAUACCAUCACAUGGCUUCGGAAUAGAACGAAAUUGGGCAUUGCAGUCCCAUUCGAUGACAAUCUCAAUUUCCACAAGGUAAUUGCAGUGUCUAUAGCACUAGGAAUUGGUUUUCAUGCUGGGGCUCACUUAACCUGUGAUUUUCCCCGUCUGCUGCGCACUUCAAAAGAAGAAUAUGAGCCCAUGAAGCCUUUCUUUGGCACUGAUAAGCCACCAAAUUACUGGUGGUUUUUAAAGGGCAUAGAGGGAAUCACAGGCAUUGUCAUGGUAGUUUUGAUGGUGAUUGCAUUCACUUUGGCCACUCCCUGGUUCAGGAGGAACAAGGUGAAACUUCCCAAACCAUUGCAGAGGCUCACCGGAUUCAAUGCUUUUUGGUACUCACACCAUUUGUUUGUGAUCGUUUACAUUCUCUUGAUCAUUCAUGGAACUUUUCUAUAUCUCACACAUGAAUGGUACAUGAAAACGACAUGGAUGUACCUUGCAAUUCCUGUGUUGUUGUAUGGAGGGGAGCGGAUUCUGAGGGCUUUCAGAUCUGGCUCAAAACCGGUGAAAAUAAUCAAGGUAGCGAUAUAUCCAGGCAAUGUCUUGACACUUCACAUGUCGAAGCCUCAAGGAUUCAGAUACAAGAGUGGUCAAUACAUGUUUGUCAAUUGCCCUGCAGUAUCGCCGUUUGAAUGGCAUCCAUUCUCUAUAACAUCAGCUCCAGGAGAUGACUACUUGAGUGUUCAUAUUCGCACGUUGGGUGAUUGGACUCGUGAACUUAAAAAUGUCUUUGCAGAGGUAUGUGAGCCUCCCAUGACUGGGAAAAGUGGUCUGUUGAGAGCUGAUCUUAUGCAAGGAGAAAAUAACACGAGGUUCCCAAAAUUGCUCAUUGAUGGACCUUAUGGAGCACCAGCUCAAGAUUACAAAAAAUAUGACGUCUUGCUUCUUGUUGGGCUUGGGAUUGGAGCCACUCCAUUCAUUAGCAUUCUCAAGGACAUUGUUAAUCACAUGAAAGUAUCUGAAGAAGAAAGAGGUAUGGAGAAUACUGGGAGACAGAAGAAGAAACCUUUCAAUACAGCCCGUGCUUGCUUCUACUGGGUCACUAGAGAGCAAGGAUCAUUUGAAUGGUUUAAAGGAAUAAUGAAUGAAGUGGCAGAAUUAGAUCAGAAGGGAAUAAUUGAGCUGCAUAAUUAUUGCACUAGUGUUUAUGAAGAGGGUGAUGCUCGGUCAGCAUUGAUAGCUAUGUUGCAGGCUCUAAAUCAUGCCAAGCAUGGUGUUGAUAUUGUUUCUGGAACCAGAGUUCGCACACACUUUGCCAAGCCCAAUUGGAGAAAUGUCUUCAAGAGUAUUGCUCUAAAGCACAAAAAUUCCAGAGUGGGGGUUUUCUACUGUGGUCCUGCUGCUCUUACUAAUGAUUUGAGGCAGCUAUCACUAGAUUUCACACAUAAAACUUCCACCAGAUUUGACUUCCACAAAGAAAACUUCUGAUGCGUAAGUGAUGUGAUCAUGUCUUAGUUCAUGAAUAAGUGUCUGUAUUUUAGGAUAAGCACUUAAAGUAGUUGAGUUUGCCCUUACAUGUCUUGCAUUAUUAUCCUUUCUCUUAAGAGCAAAAUUUGCCCUUUUUUAACUACUCUUUUCUUGUAUAUUUUAACAUUAAUUCCAAAGGAAAGCAACAGAUGUCAUACGCAAGUAUGGAUUUAUACUUUUCUUCCAUUGUUUGCCAUGAACUCUGUCUGCCAUGUCGCAUUUACAGUUUAUGUUGAUUCGCCCUCACAAAUGUUACAUCUAGGCAUUUCUGUCCGGAUUAAACUCCUUGUAAUUUUGUAAUUUGUUCUUUUUGAAAGCUUCAUAGCUAUAGUUGAUUUGUCCCUGCACUCUUCGUCCACCCUGUCUAUCACUCUCCCUCCAAUUUCACCAAGGCACACUGAUAUCUAGGCUGUUCUCUAGUCAUUUGGAUCUGUUACUGUGAAUCCUGCAUUUGUUUGAGAUCAGAGACAACUUUGGAUGGCAUUUCAGUUACUAGUAAAGUGAUUCUUCUUGGGUUCUUGUCUAUUUUUAUAGUUACAUUAUUAUCAGCAUGUGUUUCUCCCCUGAGAUCAUCCUUCUGGUGUUUCAGUUUUGUUUUUGUAAAGGUAGUUAUUUUCAUAACUAUCAACUAAGUCGUCACCUGUAGCCCUUUGUAUAGAUUGUAAUUAGAGAUUUCUGUAAGAGUUUUGGACUGAGCAGUUUUAUUGCGCAAAUUGCCAUGCAAACUGGUCUAUAAUUUGCACCUUUUAGUUUCCUGGCAAGACUAUGAAUUUCAAGGAGAAAGAUGGAAACAAUAUAUUUUAUCACCACUGGCAGAUUUCAGAUAGAUCAAGAUGAACAAAGUAUGUAACUAAGCUUGAAUACCGGUUCCAAGAGAAUAAAAUUUACAAGUCCUACUGUAUCUCAAGGCAGAAGCUUAAACUUAUUUUGGUGCCAAGAGAAAACAUGAUUAUCAAAAUAGAUUUAUCACUUAUUUAUACAAGCAACUUGGUUAUCUCUUCUUUGGAUUCAUGACUUGAAAACAUGAGAGAAAUUCAGUAUAAACAUGCAAAGCAUAAUAUUGAAUUGUUGCACUUUUA